Messenger RNA from Cryptomeria japonica (Japanese cedar), 1257 nucleotides. Its product is annotated as F-box/kelch-repeat protein At1g15670-like. NCBI's taxonomy places the organism in Eukaryota, Viridiplantae, Streptophyta, Pinopsida, Cupressales, Cupressaceae. The record is from RefSeq and is a predicted model, not a curated record. Gene Ontology annotation, molecular function: protein binding. The transcript is spliced from 3 exons. Bases 1 to 1257 code for a protein of 418 amino acids. Gene Ontology annotation, biological process: regulation of phenylpropanoid metabolic process; negative regulation of cytokinin-activated signaling pathway.
AUGGCAGUGCUUGUGGAUGUCGAUCUAAACCCACAUGGGGUUCGCGCAGUUCUCAACGGGACAGAACGCACGACUCCAGAGGGAGGUGCAGGGGCUGCCAAAAUAGAACUUUGGCAGAGCGCAGUCGCUAGAAACACAUGGCCAACAAAAAGGGAUAGCUCUGUCGGUGCGUUGCAGGGAUAUGGGGUUUUCAAGGAUCAGACGAAAUCCGUUAAUAAUCCACAUGCUUCGACAGAAUCCCCAAACGUGGUGACCUUUAAAUCUGGAGAAGCGUUGAUGAUGGAUUUUUUGCGGGAGCUCCCUGAGCAAAUAUUUCGAGACAUCUUAUUAAGAGUCCCAUACAUAUGUCACUCAAAAAUUAAGCAGCUGUUGGAACCUGCCAAAGAAAUGUUGGAAAGUUUUCAGUUUUAUCAGGAUAGAAUUAAGUUUGGGCUGACUAAGAAAUAUAUAUGUUUUCUCGAGGAUCAUAUUAGCAUAUCUAUAUACGAUCCUACUGAUCGAUCACGUAAACUGCUCCCUCCCACAAACGCAAUCGUUCAUAAGAUUAUAAAUGUGAAUCAUAAGAUUGUUGUGCUGGGCCAGUCACGCCAUUUAACUCCAUUGUUUUUGAUAUAUGAUUUUUUACCUAGUAUAUGGAAGCAUGGUGCUGAAUUUCCCACCCCCAGACCUGCAAACCUAGAGUUUGCAUGUUGUGCCUCACCUGAUGGAUCGAUUUACAUUGCAGGAGGAAAUGAUAAUGGUCUCAAUGAACUUCGUGACGCAGCAGUUUAUAAAGUAGAUGAAGACAAGUGGGAGCUUCUUCCUAAGAUGCACCAGGGAAUGUACAGCUGUAGGGGUGUUUUUAUUGAAGGAAUGUUUUAUGUCAUUGAUAUUAAUAGAUGUCAAAGAUUUGAUCCCACCACAAGAGCAUGGACAACAAUAAAUAUGUCUAUUCCUAAUUCUUGCCUCGAUGUUAUGUAUGCCUUUCAACGACUAAUUGCAUUUACAAGUAAAGGAAUAGAGCAAUAUGAUUGGGAAGGAAAUUUAUGGAGGCAAUUGGAAACUCUCCCUCAACACCACCCUGUUUUAAAUGUUUGUGCCACAGUGUCGUGUGAUCGAAUAUUAUUUUGUGGAAUUUUUCGUAAUCCUGAUAUCUAUAUUUGUAAACUGUAUAUGUAUAAACCUGGAGCACCUUUCUCUGAGAGGUGGAUUUCUGUUGACCAACCCAAUAGUUUUCUGGAAGGGAUGGUUCAAUCUAUUGCCACCAUUGAAAUUUAA